CCUGUUUGUUUUUGGAGUCUGAAAUGAAGUAAAUGGUCUCCUCCUAUUUUGUGAGUAGAUAAAGACAGACCACGGACCACGGACCACCUCUCCUGCAUGUUGACUUGCAUAUCUUUAGGGCUUUGUCUCAUUGCGACAACAAGCUCUUCAUUCACUUCCUCCGGCUCAGCGUGUUUGGUUGUCGUCGGUGACGCUGUUGCUAGGCACCGUAGAUGGCUGAAAACAUUCGGCUCUCCAUAGCGUUGUGCAGGAUUGCCUUUUACACGUGUUUCCGAAAGCUGUGCUGUAAAGGUCCCCCAUCUCCUAGACCAGAGUAUGAUGUGGUGUGUAUUGGACUCAGUGGUGCUGGCAAAACCAGUCUCGUUUCGCGGCUCAGCAGCGAAGGUCUCGAUGAAAUUGUACCCACUGCAGGUUUCAGCAUCAAGGCAGUGGCUUUCCCGAACGCAGUACUGAAUGUGAAGGAACUUGGAGGGGCAGACAAUAUCAAGAAAUACUGGAGCCGCUACUACCAGGGCUCUCAAGGAGUAAUAUUUGUUCUUGACAGUACUGUUUCCGAUGAGGAGAUGGAAGCUUGCCGAUCUGAGCUCCAUUUGGCCCUGCAGCACCCUCAGCUUUGCACACUCCCCUUCCUCAUCCUUGCCAACCACCAAGAUUCACCAGCUGCCCGUUCUGUCCCAGAGAUAAAGACGUAUUUUGAAUUGGAGCCACUGGCAAGAGGGAAGAGAUGGAUCCUUGAGGGAAGCUCAAUAAACAACAUGGAGGCUGUGAGGGUGAGCUUCAGUCAGCUCAUCAGCCUUUUGGAAGAAAAGGAGUUGCAAAGCAUCAGGAUAUGAUUGAGGACAAAAGUUCAAAGAAGAAAAACAAAAAACAAAAAACAAAACAAAAAAAAAAAACCGAAACAUUUGUCCAGAUAGACAAAACAAUGAAUUUGUGUAUCUGUGGGAGUGUUGUUUAUCUGAAGGAAAUGCAGGGGUGUUUUAUUAUUAUUUUUUACCUCACCUUCAAAAGAUGUUCUUAAUCACUGAACAGAAAAGACAGAACACGGACCCUUAAACCAGCCACACGAGUCAUCACAAACUUGUGGUCUGGGAUCAGAUGUUUUUUGUAAUAGAAAAAAUGGAGUAUUAAAGAGAUUUUUUGUCAAUAUCCAAGAAAUAUUUUUAUCUGAUUAGUAGGUAAAUAAGCAUGUGUAGUGUAGAUCUUUUAUUGUAAAGCUUUAAGGUACAAAUUGCAAUUUACUACUGUUACCACUCUGUAACAUUGUUUGUUGUUUAAAAGUAAAAAAAAAUUAUUGUAUGUCCAAAUACAUUAAUGUUGGUUUUGUGUACUAAUGUAUUCUUCAUUAGUAUCCAAAUGUAUGUAUAUAAUUAGAAUAUUCUCUUUUAUAUAGCUAUAAUAUUCUCUUCUCUUAAGAUGCUUAUAUACAGGCGCAUUUGGUGAUACUGUUAAUUUUACUGUUUCCAAAGAUGAUACACCCCUUUACUAGGGAAUGCUUGGGCUGUUUCAGGUUUGGUCUGGAAUACAAACUCUAUCAAUCAGUGGCUACAACAGCUGCAUUUGACAAGUCCCUGUCCACUAGUCUAAUGCCUUCCAACUGUCUAUGUGGACCCCUCCCUGUCUGACACCUCGUUUUCUGGCCCGCCACUUUUUGAGCACCCUUACUCUAUGCUUCCCAACAGUAUUAUCCAAAUUACUCUCUGUAAAUUUAGAUUACUGUCUCUUUCAAAUGUGUGAUAUUUUAUGUCUCACAGGUGUCUCAUAAGACCUUUUUAAAGUUGUGCAUCUGAGCUGUUCAAACCUGUGGGUCUUCAUAUGAGCUGUGGGUCUGAAUAAACAAUUAAUUAAAUAUGUUUUACUGAUAAACAAUCACCACAUCAUUUUGUUUAAUGAAUGCCUUUUUUUUUUUGUCAGAUUUAUCUGUUUCAGGAAAAACACGUUUUCAAUAUUUGCAUAAAAAUAUUUUGCAAAUGCUUUGCUUUUCUCAUGUUAAUUAGAAAGAAAAAGUCUAAUGAAAACUAUUUCAAAACUCCACAGCAGUCACUACUGAUUUCCUUCUUAUACUGUAACCCUUAAUCAUCAAUAAUUAUCUUACAUUUAAUAAUAACUUUUGAAAAUAAUCUUCAAAGCUAUGUUCCCUGUGAAAGUCUAUGCUUCUCAACACCUUUCCAACUAAACUGACUGAACCCAAAAUGCACGGACCUGCAUAGAUAAGAACCUAACCUCCUGAUCUACCCUACCUUCACUGCAUCUUUUUUUCUUCUUCUUUCCCUCCCUUUUCAAACUGCCCAUGUUGCUUUAAUACAAUGUGUGUCACACAGGUUGCCCUAGCGACUCUUUGAUCCAGUUUUCCGCCCUCCCCUACGUCUGUGGCUGACGCGCCUCUCCAGUCUGCUGCCUGAGAAAGACCUGUGCCCCUUUCUCUCUCUCUCGCUCUCUCUUUCGGUCUGCUUCCCUUUGGUCACGCCGAAAUAGCCCACCCUCAAAGCGGAGGAGGUGCAUCGAGACAGCCUCAACCUGCUGGAGAGAACACACGAGGGCCCUUCUCUUCCCUGGUGAGGCACAGUGUGAUCAUGUAAACAGGAUUGUGUGACCCUUUCACCAUCAUUUUAUUUUCUUACAAGAAUCCAUAUUUCCUUUUUCUAACAUUAUGAACUGUAGCUAUAUAUACAGAUUUCAUUAAAAAAAAAUAAAAAAUAAAAUUGUGGU
Messenger RNA from Tachysurus fulvidraco (yellow catfish), 2706 nucleotides. RefSeq names its product ADP-ribosylation factor-like 15a (gene arl15a). NCBI's taxonomy places the organism in Eukaryota, Metazoa, Chordata, Actinopteri, Siluriformes, Bagridae. The record is from RefSeq and is a predicted model, not a curated record. Gene Ontology annotation, molecular function: GTP binding; GTPase activity. The coding region runs from base 213 to 833 and encodes 206 amino acids. The transcript is spliced from 5 exons.